AUGGGUAGUUGCGUUGCUGUACCAACAUUUCGUCGAACUUAUCAUGUCGCAAAAAAACAUAAUGAGAAUAAUAUACAACGUUCAACCGUCGAACGUGAAACUUAUAAAGUUUAUUACAAUUCCUCGUCAGAUGCUGAAUCAUCUGCAUGGAGCGCAAUAAAAAAACGACGAAUACAUACACCAAAAACAAAUCGUAUUAAAACAACACGUUAUAAUAUUAUUACAUUUCUACCGAAAAAUCUUUUUGAACAAUUUCAUCGUGUAGCUAAUGUAUAUUUUGCUAUUUUAAUUGGUCUCAAUUGGGUACCGAUUAUCAAUGCUAUUUCGAAAACGGUCGCUUUUAUACCAUUGACAGUUAUUUUAACAAUAACAGCUAUCAAAGAUCUUGUCGAAGAUUUAAAACGAUGGCGAAGUGAUGCAAGAAUAAAUAAACAAAUAGCUGAAGUUUAUAAUAAAACAUCGAAAAAAUUUGUUCAAUGUAGAUGGGAAGAUUUAAGUGUUGGAAGUAUAGUUCGAGUACGAACAAAUCAAAUAGUACCAGCUGAUAUUCUAUUACUUUCUUCAACAUCUUGUGAAAGUACAUGUUAUUUAGAUACAGCUGCUAUUGAUGGUGAAACCAAUCUUAAACAAAAAAGUAUUCCAUCUUGUCUUUUAAAUUAUUCUAAACCUGAAGAAACAACUUUUGAAUUACAAUGUGAUCCGCCAAAUGACGAUAUUUAUCAUUUUUGUGGUCGAAUUCUUUUAUCAACAAGUUCACAUGUUCAUUCAUGUGAUAAUAAUAAUUUUCUUUUACGUGGAUGUGUAUUAAGAAUUACAGAUUAUGUUGAUGGACUUAUUGUUUAUGCUGGUAAUGAAACAAAAAUCAUUAAAUCAUCUCGUCAUACAAUAAGUAAACAUGCACUGAUUGAAAGAUAUAUUAAUCGUGAUGUACUUUGCUCGAGUUUAAUAUUAACUUUCUUAUGUUUACUUGGUGCUGGUUUAUCUAUUCAUUGGGAACGUUCAUAUGGUGAUCGUUGGAUGUUUGUUCCGUUUAUAUUAGAUGAUCCCUUUAAAAAUGUUGUUGGCCGCUUUUUUGCAGCUGGUUUACGUUUUAUAAUAUUAUUUCAAGUAAUGGUUCCAAUAGCGUUAUAUGUUUCAUUAGAUCUUGUUCGUGUUUUACAAAUGUAUACAAUAGGACGAGAUAAACAUUUAAAAUAUGAACAUCCAAUUAGUUGUCGAACAUUUACAAUAAAUGAAGAUCUUGGUCAAAUAGGUUAUGUAUUUUCAGAUAAAACAGGAACAUUGACACAGAACAAACUAGUAUUCAAAGCAAUGUCAAUUGGUGGUGUAAAAUAUUCAGAUCGUUCUGAAUUGCCAACAGAAAAUUCUGAAUUAAUUCAACGUUUUCUAACAGCACUUGCAAUAUGUAACACAUCAUUUAUUGUUCAUGAUCAUCAAGAAUUUAUGCGUCAAAGUGAUUAUCAACCAAAAUAUGAAGGUGAUAAUGCUGAUGAUCUUGUACUUUGUCAAACAGCAUCUAAUUUUGGUGUUAGAAUGAUUUCACGUUCUGCACAAAAUAUUAUUGUUCGUUAUAUUAAAGAAAAACAAGAUAUCGAAUAUGAAAUAUUAUGUUUAUUACCAUUUGAUUCAACAAGAAAAAGAAUGUCAAUUAUUGUUCGAUUAAAUGAUCAAAUAUUUUUAUUUAUUAAAGGUGCUGAAACAUCAUUAUGGCCACAUUUAAGUAAUCUUAAUGAAGUAGAUAUGAAAACAAUAAUUGAACAACAUAGUUUAAGUUUUGCUGAACAAGGAUAUCGAUCAUUAUUAGUUGCAUAUAGACAAUUAACAUUAAGAGAAUUUGAAGAUUGGUUUCAAAGAUAUCAAUAUGCAGCUAAUUCACUUGAAAAUCGUGAUGAAGCUAUAUCUGAUGUUGCCACAGAAAUUGAAGUUGAUUUAAUGUUAGCUGGUUUAACAGCUGUUGAAGAUAAAUUACAAGAUGGUGUACCAAGAGCUAUUGCAACAUUAAGAUGUGCUGGUAUUAAAAUAUGGCUUUUAACUGGUGAUAAACAAGCAACAGCACUAAGUACUGCACAAGCUGCAUCAUUAGUUAAUAUUUCUCAAACAUCAACAUCAGGAAAUACUUCUAUGACUAAUAAUAAUGCACCAGCAACAACUACAUGGGAUUUUAGUGCAUCAGCACAAGCACAAUUAAAUCAAUAUACUCAUAUGAUUUAUUAUAGUUCACAAUUAAUUGAAAUGGAUCAACAAUUACGUCAGUUUUAUUAUUU
Messenger RNA from Rotaria sp. Silwood1, 2264 nucleotides. NCBI's taxonomy places the organism in Eukaryota, Metazoa, Rotifera, Eurotatoria, Philodinida, Philodinidae. The record is from the annotation of a GenBank genome assembly.